AUGCUGUUAAACGCUCUGCUCGUUCUGUUGAGUUCUCGUUGUGUCAUAAAGUCUGAACCUUCCUUCAGUGCCGUGGAUGCAGGUUUGUUCGGGGGAUCAGAUAAAUAUGACUUUGCAGUUGAGGUUCCUGCUGCAGGGAUGGACUGUUUCUGGCACUUUGCCCACCAGAGCGGCAGCUUCUACCUCAUGUACAUGGUACAGCGGGUAACAGGGAUGGCCAAUGCUCACAAGCUUUUUGUGACAGUCACCUCUCCACAGGGUUUUCUCAUCGCUUCAAAGACCGCAGCCGUCGGUCAAAUGAACUUCCAGACUGAGGUGACAGGUUUUUACCGGAUGUGUCUUGGGAACCACAACAACCAGUUCGGGGGCAUCAGGGUCUUUCUGAACUUUGGUGUCAUCUAUGAAGGCUUUGAGGACUCAAAGAAAGAAAUGGAGGAGGGAGAGGAAGUCCUCAACAGCACUUUGGCCAAUAUUGAGGAGAGUGUUCAGAAGCUAAAGAAUCAGAUCUUCCACAUGUGGCGUCAUUACAACCUCAUCCGCAUGAGGACAGGACAGGAUCACUACCUCCUCCUGUCAAACCUGAACUACAUCACCUGGUGGUCAGUGACACAAAGCUUCGUCAUCCUCCUGUCUGGAUACCUGCAGCUCCUCGUCCUCAAAAGACUCUUCCACACAAACUCCAGCAGGCCACGAUGCUGA
Molecule: messenger RNA, 699 nt
Organism: Chelmon rostratus (copperband butterflyfish)
Lineage: Eukaryota; Metazoa; Chordata; Actinopteri; Chaetodontiformes; Chaetodontidae
Product: transmembrane emp24 domain-containing protein 6-like
Exons: 4
Coding region: 1-699 (232 amino acids)
Biological process (GO): Golgi organization; intracellular protein transport; endoplasmic reticulum to Golgi vesicle-mediated transport
Cellular component (GO): endoplasmic reticulum-Golgi intermediate compartment; Golgi apparatus; endoplasmic reticulum
Source: RefSeq, a predicted model, not a curated record